GGCAGCCUUGAAGUGGGAGUCUUAAGGGUCCGCCGCAAGCUCGGCAAGGCAGGUGCUGCCUGACAAGCUGGUCCCGCCGCGAGCGAGUCCGUUUGGAUCUUCACCCGGAGGCUUAACGCGAAUAGCACAAACUAGGCGGACGCGCUCGGGAGGGAGGGAGCGACGGGAAUAUCUUUCCUUGUCAAAUGUAGAAGACGGAGAAUAAUAUGAAGAAAGAAUUAAAGAAAAGUUGUGAAUAUUAAGAUUAACAAAUGCACAUGCUCAUAUAAGCUGCAAUGGAAGAAAUUCCUGUAAAAGUGGCAGUACGAAUAAGACCUUUACUCUCAAAAGAAAUACUUCACAAUCAUCAAGUAUGUGUGAGAUUAAUCUCAAAUACUCAGCAAAUUAUCAUCGGAAAAGACCGUGUCUUCACUUUUGACUUUGUUUUUGGCAAGCAUUCAACCCAAGAUGAAGUCUAUACAACAUGUAUUAAGCCAUUGGUAGCAUCUUUGAUAGAAGGUUAUAAUGCUACAGUUUUUGCCUAUGGACAGACAGGCUCUGGAAAGACUUAUACUAUUGGAGGAGGUCACAUUGCAUCAGUUGCAGAAGAAGAGAGGGGUAUUAUUCCACGGGCAAUUCAAGAAAUAUUUCAGAUUAUUUCUGAAAACCAUAAUACUGAUUUUGCAGUUAAAGUUUCGUACAUAGAAGUCUAUAAAGAAGAACUCCGAGAUCUCUUGGAACUAGAGACAUCUAUGAAAGAUUUGCAUAUUAGAGAAGAUGAAAAGGGCAAUACAGUAAUCGUUGGUGCCAAAGAUUGCCAAGUAGAAAGUACAGAAGAAGUGAUGAGCCUAUUGGAAACAGGGAAUGCUGCUAGACAUACAGGGACAACCCAAAUGAAUGAGCAUUCCAGCCGAUCCCAUGCUGUUUUUACCAUCAGUGUCUGUCAACAACAGCAGCCUUUGCAGAAGGACAAAGAGGGUGCACAAAAUUCACCCAAAAAUUCAGGACAGCAGAUCGCUUCUAAAUUCCACUUUGUAGAUCUUGCCGGAUCAGAAAGAGUUACAAAAACUGGCAAUACUGGUGAAAGAUUCAAAGAAUCUAUUCAGAUCAACAGUGGUUUAUUAGCUUUGGGAAAUGUGAUAAGUGCACUUGGAGACCCAAAAAGAAAAAAUAUACACAUUCCAUAUAGGGAUGCUAAAAUCACACGUAUCCUUAAAGACUCUUUAGGAGGCAAUGCAAAGACUGUCAUGAUAACAUGUAUUAGUCCAUCUUCUUCUGAUUUUGAUGAAUCAUUAAAUUCCAUCAAGUAUGCUAACAGAGCAAAAAAUAUUAGGAACAAACCUAUUGUCAACUAUAACCCAGACUGGGAUCGUAUAGAUGAAAUGGAGCUUGCCAUUAAGUUGCUUCGGGAAGCCUUGCAAAACCAACAAACUAAUGGACAGUCUUCUGGUAGCCAAGGAUCACAGGAUUUAUGCCAAGACAAAAACAGAAUUCGUUGUCUUGAACAGCAGCUUGCUCAGUUUCAAAUUGAAAGUUUUAAUUUGAGAAAUUGCAUUGAAGAAGCUUAUUUAUUUCUUGUUGAUUUAAAAAACAUUGCCAACCUAUCAAAAAAUCAACUUGAAAAACUGCAAGAAUGGAUCCAUGUAGCUCAGGAACUUAGGAGAGAGGCAUCUAUUCCCCAGGUAAACACUGGAACAGUAGCCGACCAAGAAGGACCAUAUCAUAUUACGAUUCUUCAGCUUAAAAGAGAGCUGAAGAAAUAUCAGCAGUCUCUUGCAACAGAUGCUGAAGUCUUCAGUGAAAAAGAACUGGAAAUAAAAAUAUUGCAAGAUCAGAUACAAAAGCUGAUACAAGAAAAUCAUGAAUAUCUGGAAUCACUAAAGGAGGCACAUGAUACAAAUAGGUUACAGAAUGAAAAAAUGGUAGAGCAGCGACUUAUAAUUAACCAGCUAAAUGACAAAUUGGAGAAAAUGGCAAAAGCAUCUGCCUCUGAUGGUGCUUCUGGAGAUGGACCAGCUGCGGUAAUAUCAGCUAAAAGGCCCUAUAGUGUUCCAUUAACUAAAAGUUUGAUGCAGAUGAAUAACAUACCAUUAAGAUUGGAUUCUCGAAAGGUACACACAAGCCCUCCGAUGUAUUCCUUAAGUAAAGUUAUAGCUGGAUUUCAGACCCGUAAUCAGAUCAUGAUGGAUCACAUAGAAGAGCAAGAUGAAGUCCUUCAUUAUUGCUUUUCUGAUCACAGUGAUGAUGAUGAUGAUGAAAACAAUGCCAAGAGUGGAAGAAGAUUCAGAUUUAGGUGUGGAUAUUGAACUUAUCAAGGAAAGUCAAAUAAGAAAUGUGCAAAAGUUAAAGAAUUCAGAGCUAAAACUUAUUGCUGCUAAGCAAAAAAUGAAUGAACUUACUCUUAAUAUCCGAAUGAAAGAAGAACUCAUUAAAGAAUUGGUGAAAACGGGUAAUGAUGCUCGAUCUGUAAGUCAGCAAUAUUCUCUGAAAAUAACACAACUGGAACAUGAAGCAGAGCAGGCUAAAAUUGAUUUAGCAGAAACACAAAAGCAACUUCAAGAACUGGGGAACAAGGAACUAAGGGACAUUGCUGAAAAAGCCAGAUUACAGAAAGAAUUCAGAAAAAAAAUGGAUGCAGCAAAACUGAAAGUUCAGGUCAUACAGAAAAAACAACAGGAAACUAAGAAUCUAGCAUCAUUAUCUACCCAGAAUAAGAAACGUAUAUCAGAACUAGAACAGAAUAUUAAUCACAUGAAAAAUCAACAAGCCCAAUUACAGAAAAAAUUGCGGGAAGAGAAUGAAAAAAAGAAAAUAUUGGAAACAGGAAUUCAGCAUGGUCAAUUGAAAAUCAAGGAACUUCAACAAAAAACAGAACAGCAGGAGAAGAUUCUAAAGCUAAAGGAUGAAGAGAUUGCUGCAUUUAAGAAAAGAAACUCAACUGGGGCUCCCCAACAACUGCAGAAAUUAGAAGAGAAAAAGAAGUGCUUAGAUGAAGAAAUAGAAAAGAUUUUGCACCAGCAUCAAGAGUUAGCUGCUCUGGAGGAAGAUUUAAAAAGAAGAGAAGCAAUUAUUUUAAAGAAGGAAACACUAAUGCAGGAGAAAAGCCAUUUGGAAAUUAAAAAACUGAGAUCCAGCCAGGCUCUCAAUGAAGAUAGUUUGAAAUUAUCUACCCGUCUAAGUAUGUUAGAUCAAGAACUUUGUGACAAAAAUAAGCAGCUUCAAAGAACUGCCACAGAUGAACAAGGGAAGAUUUUUGAAGAGGUUCAGGCUUUGCAAAAAGAAAGGGAUCAGCUGUUGAAAAGAAGAAACAGCGUGGAUGAGAAAUUAAAGAAUGGCAGAGUGUUAUCAGCAGAAGAAGAACAUGUUUUAUUCCAGCUUGAGGAAGGUAUUGAAACUUUGGAAGCGGCCAUUGCUUAUAAGAAUGAAAGCAUACAAAACCAUCAAAACUCAAUCAGAGUGUCAUCACAGAUCUUUACCCAAAAUGAAGCCAGUGUGAUGGGAAAGUUGGUAUCAUUGUCUGCUACUGAACUGCGCGCAAUUCUUUUAAAGUACUUUAACAAGGUUGUUCGACUCCGUGAGAGUGAACGUAAAUUGCAAUUGCAGUCUGAAGAAUUGAAAAUGAGGGCAAUGGAACAAGAAAAUAUAAUAAGAGAACUUGAAUUGGCACUUGAACAUCUCAUGCUACAAUGUGACAGGCGCCUCACCCUUCAACAAAAAGAACAUGAACAAAAGAUUCAAUUGAUACUACUUCACUGUAAAGACCAAGAAGGGGAAAAUAUUGCAGAAACUAUUAAAGCCUAUGAAGCUAAAGUUCAGCAGUUGGAACGAGAUUUGUUUUUUUAUAAGAAAACCAGCCGAGAUUUAAAGAAGAAAUUAAAGGAUGUUGUUGGGGAAGCAACAUAUCACCCUAAACAAAGUAAAUGUUAUGCUUCUAAUGAUGGGAUGCUAAAUCAAGAAGAAACAAGUAUUUCUUUAGAAGAACAUGGACAGAGACCCCAAACUGUAGGGAAAUUGAAAGAAAUAAACUGCACCCUAGGCAAUAUAGGAACACAGCAGACUUCACUGGAAACACUUGAAGAGGAAGUUACAGACGCUGUACUCUCUACCCCUAAUAAUCAUGAGGAGCCAACAGGGAAAGUACAUUUCAUGAAAUCUCAUUCACAAGCAUUUACUCAUUCACAGACAAGCAAUCCACUGACCCAACUUCAAGGAAUAACUCCAGUAAAAUUUUCCCGUAAAGAAUUACGCCAUAUCCCAGUUUCUGAGCUUUUAUCAAGACGAGCUACUAUAAAUUCUAUUUCUGCAGAUUCCAUUGAAAUGCCUAGAAAAUCUCAUGACCAUACUAUGUAACAAUUCAGAAAGCAAUUUUGCAGUUUCUUAUUUUUCCACAUUAUUACAGGAAGUUACAAUGUUUGUAUGAAUUAUUGUUAGCGGUUAUUCUUCACCUUGGUCUUUUAUUUUGCUUUAAAGAAAUCUUUCCUUUUUGGCACUGGCAUAGUAGUACAUAAAGGGGAACAAUUUUGUCUUUAAAGAUUUCUUUUACUUAUUUUUAUUAACAUAGAUUUUUAUUCUUUCAGUUCUGUGCAGCAUUAUACUAAUCUGCAUAAUACAGAGAACUGGUUCACACAAUACUUGUAGCAUAAUAUUGAGAA
Molecule: messenger RNA, 4631 nt
Organism: Thamnophis sirtalis
Lineage: Eukaryota; Metazoa; Chordata; Lepidosauria; Squamata; Natricidae
Source: RefSeq, a predicted model, not a curated record